This is a messenger RNA of Colletotrichum phormii, 785 nucleotides long. RefSeq lists its product as uncharacterized. The coding region runs from base 181 to 639 and encodes 152 amino acids. The record is from RefSeq and is a predicted model, not a curated record. Lineage: Eukaryota; Fungi; Ascomycota; Sordariomycetes; Glomerellales; Glomerellaceae. The transcript has a single exon.
UUCUAGUCGGUCGGAUACCAGGUAUUCCUUUACCGAGAAAUGCGCGAGCUAUAGCUCUCUCACCUCGUGUUGUUCAUCGUUACCGCCCCGAGUAACAACAACUACUAAACUAGAACAGUAGAUGAUAUCUCGUCUGGUUGUGGCAUUCGGUUCUUGGCAUCAAACCUGGGCUUGUUUUUAAUGACCACAGUAAUUACAUCAACAGCUUCUUCGAUGCGUAAAGGUCGUUCAGAAAAGGUUAGAAAUUGCAGUAUCCGCUUGGCGUUCUGUUCAAACUCAGGCGGAAUUCUACGUAGGACUUGGGCGUAUGUCUCGUCUAGCGUCCUUGGCAAAGAUUAUAGCGUUUGGCGAAGACUGUUAGGAUCAGGGCAUUUUUCAAGAGCAUCAAGUUGGCAUGAGACCCAGCGAAACCUAUUUCCUGACUUAGCAGCAGUAUUCAAGAGGGUUAAUCUUUUCUCACAUUCCGUUAGCUUUCUCCAUCAGAUGGCCUUCGAUCUCAUCCAGAAUUUCUUCUCGUGUUCGCUACCUCUUAAAUCCCUCGUGUUGUCUUACUGUUUCAUGAACAUACGCACGUAUGUCUUCAGUGACAAGCUCGCUCUGGAGAGGGAUCUGGUUGUCGAUAUGUCUUUCCAAUGCUGACUUGAUGUCGUGUUCAGGGCGACUCGUGACAAGAAGGUGGAUAUUUACUUGCGGUAAGUUUAGAAUACCCUCAAUCCAGUCUAGCAACCCCUCGUUGCUUAGACCUGUUCUCUUCUGGCAUUCGUCGAGUGCAUCCAAGACGAUCC